ACACGCACACAGUUGAGGCAGCUCCAUUCAUUAGAGUGUGUGAGAAGCAGACGGUCCAAGCAUCCCGUCUCCAAUUGCUGUCACUUUUUGUUUCAAACUCCUUUUGUGUCUGUGUGUUUUUUCCGUCUCCUUUCUACCCACGUACGCGUGUGUGUUAAAGCAGAGAGCAUGCACGGCGACGACGAGCGGCACCGAGACUCCACAACAAAUGGACCCAAAUGGACCGGCCGACAACCCCGGCACAUACUCCACCGAUGCACUUUGUAUUUGUUGCUGCUGAGCUUGGAAAUCCAGAGGAGCGCCACGGAGCCGCUGGACUCUGAUGACUUUGCCUUCUUCCACGAGGGCAGCCAGGGGUGCCUGGGGGUGCGGUCUCACUCCCUGGUCCUGUCCACUUCCUGUCAGGAGGCCAGCCAGCGCUGGAAGUGGGUAACCCGGGGUCGCCUCUUCAACCUGGGCUCUUCCCUCUGCCUCGGCGUGACCACCGGCAACACCACGACGGCGGGACGCUCCCCUCUGAGCGUUUACACCUGCGAUCGCGACCCCCCCAAGGUGCGCUGGACCUGGAGCUGUGGCCAAGUGCUGGAAAACCUGAAUAACUACCUGCCCUGGCCCUCGUUUUGGAACUCCUCCACAGCCUCGGCGCCGUCCAAGUGGUCUCUGCACGGCGGCGUGCAGGACCUGUGUGCCAAAACAUACCGUGAGAUCUACACCAUCCAGGGCAACUCUCACGGCAGCCCGUGCUACCUGCCCUUCCUCUACGACGGCCAGUGGUUUCACAACUGCACCAGCAUCGGCCGCGAGGACGGCCACUUGUGGUGCGCCACCACCUACGACUACGCUACCGACGAACGCUGGGGCUUCUGUCCCGUCAAGACCGGCGGCUGCGAGACGUUCUGGGACACGGACCCGCUGACGGACAGCUGCUACCAGUUUAACUUCCAGUCCACGUUGUCCUGGAGCGAGGCCCGCAUCAGCUGCCAGCAGCAGGGGGCCGACCUUCUCAGCAUCACCAAGCUGCAUGAGCAGACCUACAUCACCGGCUUGUUGACGGGCUACAGCGCUGCCUUGUGGCUCGGCCUCAAUGACCUGGACAUCAACAGCGGCUGGCAGUGGGCUGACUCCUCGCCCCUCAAAUAUCUCAACUGGGAGCAAGACCAACCAAACCACGAAGAAGAGGAGAACUGCGUGGUGAUCAGGACGGAGUCAUCAGGUCGUUGGCAAAAUCGCGAUUGUUCCGACGCCCUUCCGUACGUCUGCAAGAAGAGGCCCAACGCCACCCUGGACCCUUUCACCACCGACUCGUGGGCGAACGACGAGAAGUACGAAUGCGACGUGGGCUGGCAGGCCUUCCAGGCGGGCUGCUACAAGAUGACCUCGGAGAAGAGCGACUGGGAGGCGGCGCUGAGAACGUGCCAGAAGAUGGAGGCCAACCUAGUCAGCAUCCACACGCUGCCCGAGUUGGAGUUCAUCAUUCGCAACAUUAAGAAAGACACUGAGCAGCUGUGGAUCGGCCUCCACGACACGGCCAUGCAGAUGGACUUCCAGUGGAGCGACCACACGCCCGUCAUCUUCACUCACUGGCACCCCUAUGAACCCAACAACUUCCGCAACACUCAGGAGGACUGCGUCUCCUUGUGGGGAGCCGCGGGUCGCUGGGAUGACAGCCCCUGUAACCUGACGCUGCCCGCCAUCUGCAAGAAGGCCGCCACUAAGAGUGACGGCAAACCUCGACAGCAGGACUGCAAACAGGGCUGGAAGUGGCACAGUCCAUCCUGUUACUGGGUAUCGGAGGAUCUGCUAACCUUUGCCGACGCCAGGAAAUCAUGUGAGGACAACAAGGCCACGCUCCUAACCAUCACCAACAGGUUUGAACAGGCCUUCGCCAACAGUCUGGUGUUCGGUCGUUCUGGAGAUUCCUUCUGGAUUGGCCUUCACGACCAAGGCAGCCCCGCCUCCUACCACUGGCUGAGCGGGGACAAAGUGUCCUACACCAACUGGAACCGAGACCAGCCUGUCAGUGUCCUGGGCGGCUGCGUCACCAUGGCGACCGGUGCGGCGACCGGCCUGUGGGAGGUGAGAGAGUGUGCCGUGUCCAAGGCCAAGUACAUCUGCCGUCAGAACCAGGACGCCGCCGUCAGCCCCGAGCCCCCCGCCCCUCAGCCCACGCCCAGCCUGAGCGGCUCCUGUCCCAAUGGCUGGAAAAGUGACAGCAACCUGCGCUACUGCUACAAGGUGUUCCACUCGUCACAGCUGGAGCAGAAGAUGAGCUGGCUGCAGGCUCACCUGUUCUGCCGCAAACACGGCGCUGACCUGCUGAGCAUCAGUGGCCCGGAGGAGGAGCACUUUGUCCUCCAAGUCCUGCAUGAGACCUUUGGGGAGUCGGAGGACCACGAGCAGCACUGGUUUUGGAUCGGGCUGAACCGCAGGAACCCCAUGGACAACGGCAGCUGGAAGUGGAGUGAUGGACUUGCUCUGACGUACCAGAACUUCGGUCGCUACUACUACAACGUUAGGCAGUGCGCUGCGGCAGACUUGGGCUCCAUGACCUGGUUGGCUAUGCACUGUGACUCUGAGCUGGACUGGAUCUGCAAGAUCCCAAGAGGCAGCGUUGAGAAAGAACCGGAAGCUGCUGAAGGCACCAGUUCGCCGGAGUGGAUCGGCUUCCAGGAGGCCGAGUACAAGUUCUUUGACCACCGCACCACGUGGGACCAGGCCCAGAGGAUUUGCUCCUGGUUUGACUCCUCGCUGGCCUCCGUCCACUCGGCUCAGGAGGAGAAGUUUCUGGCCAGCACGCUAAACCAGAUGGUGAAGGUGGAGGGCGACAACUGGUGGCUGGGCCUUCACACCUACGACAACGACGGGCGUUUCCGCUGGUCUGACCAUUCUGUGCUCAACUACGUGUCCUGGGCGACCGGGAGGCCACGCCCACUCAGUCGUGACCGCAGAUGUGUGCACAUGACCGCCAGUAAAGCAGAAUGGGCCGAACAGAAAUGCCCCUCGGACCUGCCCUACAUUUGCAAGAGGGUCAACGUCACUGGCACUGCCCCCCCAACGCCAUCGUCGCCCCACCCGCCAUCAGGCUGCCCCGACGGGUGGUCCUCUUUUCAGCGCAAGUGUUUCAGGGUGUUUGAUCAGUCUCAGCGGGUCACGUGGUCUGCAGCCAAAAUAAAAUGUGAACUGCAAGGCGGCGUCCUGGCGGUGGUGUCCAAUCACCUGGAGCAAGCCUUCGUCACCACCCUGCUGUACAACACCACUAUUGACCUCUGGCUGGGCCUGAACUCUGAUGCCAAAGGUCAUUUCCAGUGGGCUCAGCCCGGCCUGCUCAGCUACACCAACUGGGCUCCAGGACAGCCCGUUGACCACAGCGGACCGCACCACAACAAAACCCCGGGGAACUGCGUGGCCAUGAUUCACGGGAACCCUCAGAAGAACAAGGGCAUGUGGGCGUCGCGGGGGUGUGAGGCAGAAAGUAACGGCUUCCUGUGUCAGAGGCAACAAGAUCCAGGUCUGCCCGCAGCGCCAGACCUCAUUCCAGCCUCUCUGUCCAAGCGCAUGGACCUGGGCGGAGUGACCUACCAGCUGGUGGAGAAGCGUCUGGACUGGAUAGGCGCUCUCCAUCUGUGUAAUUCUCUAAACGGGACCUUGGCGGCGCCCAGGGACCCCGUAGAGCAGGCGUACCUGACGCUGCUCAUCAACAGCUUGAGGCGCCCAGCGUGGAUCGCUCUGUACAACUACGGAGGGCGGAGCUUCUCCUGGCUGGGCGAAGUGGAAUUGUCCUAUUCUAACUGGGUGGAAGGACAACCCAAUCAGCUGUCAGGCUGCGGUCACAUGACCACCACAGGCCUGUGGACCAUGACACCAUGUGAUGCUAAACUGGACGCUGCUAUCUGUCAGCUUAGCGAAGAGCCAGUGUCACACCAGUGGAUCUACCCAGGAAGCUGCCCCCGCACCGUGGGGGAGUGGGCGUGGGUGUCCUUCAGGAACCACUGCUACGCCUUCAACCUGCAGAGAAUGAAGCUGCAACAGGACGCACGCUUGUCCUGCGAGAAAGUCGGAGCCGAGCUUCUCUCCAUCUUGGAUGAGACGGAGAACGCCUUUGUGUGGGAGCACAUCCAGAGCAAUGCGGAGCAGGCCCACGGAGCUUGGCUGGGAAUCAGCGUCAAAGGUCGAGGUCUGGUGUGGAGCGAGGAAACGGAGAUGUCGUACACCAACUGGGAAGCUCACGACGUGGCCUUCUCCGUCCUCUCGCCCAACUCCUGCUUCUGGAUCCAGAGCAACAGCGGCCUGUGGAAGCCCGGCUCGUGCAGGAAUCGAACGCACGGAGUCAUCUGCAAACGACCGAGAAUCAUGGAGUCGUUGGCUGAAUCCAUGGGCGGCGACCACCUGCCCACGCUGAUCGUGGUCAUGGUGACGGGCGUGGUGCUGGCCGUGCUGAUCGUGGCCGUCAUCUACCUGUACCGGCGGCGAGGCGUGGGCUCACGGGGGUCCUACGACGGCGCGCGCUACAGCCGCACCAACUCAGGCCAGGGCGAGCAGGUGGAGAAGAACAUCCUGGUGUCAGACAUGGAGCUCAACGAGCAGGCCGAGUAGAGAAACACGGACCAGACUGGACUUUUUUUUUUUUUUUUAAUGUUGAAACCAAAAAACAAAGAAAAAAAACGACCCCCUUAAAAGAGAAAGAAAAAGUGAAGGGCUGUGUAGAGCGCAGCAGCAUCAACCUCAGAAGCUUCUCCAAGCAUGGAUCUACUGGAAGUUCUCACACAAAAAGCUGUUUUUUAUGUCCAAAUCCUGCUUUCUUUCACUCGGACACGUCAGCACCAGCCGAGGAGGAGAAGAAGCAAGAGGUCCGUGACGUGAGCUUAAAUCUCACAAGAGGAUCAUGAAAUGAUCAUCAUCCAUUUUGGCACUUUUUCUUUGACUUUUACACUACAAUUGCAUUCGCUUUUUUGUGCUUUUUCAUGUAUGUUUUGGCUUCCACCUGGAGCUGAGUCAGCAUUUUACCCCCUUUUUAAAGCCCCAUAACCCCCGAACCCCCAUGACUUGUCACUUUUAUGCUCCUCUUUUCACGUCUAUUUAUGUUCCAUGUCAACAUUUUUCUCUUUCUUUGUGGCUUUUUGGAAACGUUCCUUCCUUCUUUUUAACUCUCCCACUUAGGAAAACACCGCUCCCCUCCCCCCUUAUGUGCAGGACACCAAUGUAAAUACAAAAAAACUCCAUUUGUGUUUUUUUUACCCCCCAAAAAGCAGAUUUUGGAGCGUUACAGUGAUUCUACUUACCGUCUGCAGGAAUGCUUUGGAGCUGUUUUACUUUUUUUCUUUUUUUUGCGGGGGGUGGACCAACAUGAGAGGGGAGGUGGGUGGAAGAGAAGGUGUGUGUGUGUGUGUGUGUGCGUGUGCGUGUGUGUGCGUGUGUGUGCAGUCUCCAGCUGUGGAAUGUUGACUCGGCAAGAAGAAGCCCAGUGGCACGUCUGGAACCAAUCAGAAAUUAGAGACGGAGGGAAGUAAAGCGGGGGGGGGGCUCAGGGACAUGAGGGGUCAGAUUUUAGUGGAAAGGGGGGGACGGGGUGUGAAGAAAAAAAGAGGAAAGAAGGUUGAAAGAAAAGGAGGUGAAGAGAGGAGGAAUGAAGGUGAGGAGGAGUAAAGAAUGUAGCGAGAGAAGCAAAAGGGCGCCCUCUGGUGGUCAUGUGUUGCACUAGCGCCUCAUAAAAUGUGAGCAGUCAAAGAGCCACGCAACAAUAAUGAUGUGUGUCGAGUGACAAUCCGCAUUAGGCUGUCAGUCAGACCACGUGACGCCCCUGUGAAUAUGACCGGAAGUCCUAACUUUUCUUAGGCAACGUUUUGUCCUUUUAUUUUUUUGUUAAAUAUGAAUUGAUGAAUAAAAAAUGUUAUGUUCUCAACGC
Molecule: messenger RNA, 5902 nt
Organism: Dunckerocampus dactyliophorus (ringed pipefish)
Lineage: Eukaryota; Metazoa; Chordata; Actinopteri; Syngnathiformes; Syngnathidae
Gene: mrc2
Product: mannose receptor, C type 2
Exons: 29
Coding region: 169-4593 (1474 amino acids)
Molecular function (GO): signaling receptor activity
Source: RefSeq, a predicted model, not a curated record